Molecule: messenger RNA, 375 nt
Organism: Miscanthus lutarioriparius
Lineage: Eukaryota; Viridiplantae; Streptophyta; Magnoliopsida; Poales; Poaceae
Source: the annotation of a GenBank genome assembly
AUGGUGCAUCCGGUCACGAGGGAGUGCGGGCGCAAGGGUGGUGCUUUGGGCAAGCAAGCAUGGAGCUUUGGGCAGGCGUUCUACUGCUACCCGUUCUACAAGAAGUGGGAGAAGGAGUACUUGGAGGUGGUGUUCGGCAAGAACACUGUUGGUGCUCAAGCAAGUCCCAGCAAUGCAGGCACAGCCAUGGUGGAAUCCCCUGAUUUGAAGAUGAACACUGAUGGAGGAGUACGCAACAAUGGUUGGGUGAAGAGGGAAGUUGUAUCUGCUGAAAUGGUGAAAGAAGUAGUCAUGGUGCUUAAGGCUAUAUUUGUAGUCUGUGUUGCUCUACUGUUUGUGCUCAUUCUUUUUCUGUUAGUCCUAUUGGUGAAGUAG